Aspergillus ochraceoroseus IBT 24754 is the source of this 1272-nucleotide messenger RNA. Its product is annotated as putative mitochondrial GTP/GDP transporter Ggc1. Gene Ontology annotation, cellular component: mitochondrion. Lineage: Eukaryota; Fungi; Ascomycota; Eurotiomycetes; Eurotiales; Aspergillaceae. Bases 164 to 1093 code for a protein of 309 amino acids. Gene Ontology annotation, molecular function: guanine nucleotide transmembrane transporter activity. The transcript is spliced from 7 exons. The record is from RefSeq and is a predicted model, not a curated record.
CCGCUUUGGGCGUGGAUCUAUCUCUGUUUUCUUCUUCGGUCAUUUCCCUUUCCUCUCCUCCUUUAUAUUGCCUCCGUUUCUCUGCGAGAAGAAGAAAUUUUGAAUCGUACGACCUUUUUUUUUUUUCUUGGUUCACCCAACGCGAUAAGAAAGAAAAUUCAAAAUGUCUCCCGCUCUUGGUCAUGCCAGUGCUGGCCCAGCGUCCAAGGAUGUUAAGAGAGAAUCCGCGACUGCUCGUCUCUUGGGUUCAGGAACCGCCGGUAUUGCGGAGCUCCUUGUUUUCCACCCCGUUGAUACCACCGCGAAGCGCUUGAUGAGCAACCAGACCCGGAUCACAUCCGCUGCCGGCUUCAACCAGGUCGUUUUCAAGGAGUACGCCAAUGCAACCGUCGGACGCAAGUUUACCUCUCUCUUCCCUGGUCUGGGAUACGCUGCGGGCUACAAGGUUCUCCAACGUAUCUACAAGUAUGGUGGUCAGCCAUUUGCUCGUGACUACCUGGCCCUGCACUACGGUACCGAGUUUGACAAUGCUUUUGGAAAGGGUACCGGAAAGGCUAUCAUGCACGCGACAGCAGGAAGUUUGAUUGGUAUCGGAGAAAUCGUCCUGCUUCCUCUGGAUGUGCUGAAGAUCAAGCGUCAGACCAACCCCGAGGCCUUCCGGGGCCGUGGGCUGUUCAAGAUUAUCUCCGAUGAGGGUAUGGGACUGUAUCGUGGCGCUGGCUGGACUGCGGCUCGUAACGCCCCUGGAUCUUUUGCUCUCUUCGGUGGAUCUGCUUUCGCCAAGGAAUACAUCUACGACCUGACGGACUACAACACCGCCUCCUGGUCCCAGAACUUCGUGGCCUCCGUCUGCGGUGCCAGCGCGUCGCUGAUUGUGUCGGCUCCUCUUGAUGUGAUCAAGACCCGUAUCCAGAACCGCAACUUUGAGAACCCCGAGUCGGGCUUCCGCAUUGUCUCCAACAUGAUGAAGAACGAGGGUUUCGCCAGCUUCUUCAAGGGCCUGACGCCCAAGCUGCUGAUGACUGGCCCCAAGCUUGUUUUCAGCUUCUGGCUGGCUCAGACGUUGAUUCCUGCCUUUGGCCAGGUUGUGUAAGGCAAAUCAAAAACCAAAAUAUGCGAAAACAACGGUAUAUGAUAUAUGGAUUUAAUAGCCUUUUUUCUUCUUUGUAUUUGAUAGACAGAUUUUAUCUCUCCUUAUGGGCGGGAUCUUUAGGUUUGGGUGAAUCAACAUUUAAUCUCUACUCAUUUUUCUAGAAGCCAUGUAUAUUAUUA